AUGAAGUUUGACUUGUUUUUGGUGAAAGUAAAGAAGCUAGGAGUAAAGUCUUCUCAAAUGGUUGAUGAUGUAGCCAAGGUGGCCAAUUUGAUGAAGCUGAUGAUCAAUCGCUUGGUGCUGAACGGUGUCCCUUCUCCUGUUGUUUGUGGCCUAGUUGAUGAUGGUACCAUGAUGUCCACCUACAAAAUGCAAAUCAAAAGCAACGUGAAGUAUGAUUUUAUUCAGAUGUCAUACUUUCAUGGUGCUCGACGCCUUCGUGACCUUGCCUAUCUCCCCGGCAUCGUGAGUAGCCUAGGAGCAUCAUCAUGGGCAUGCAAGGAAAAAAUCAGUGUUCAUAUACACAAGACAUUUUCUGGCCCUUUAAGUCUUCAGGUUGUUCCUGUUGAAUGGUUGAGGCCCUCAUAUGAGUAUCCUUCUGCUGUCUCUGUCAGCAAGAAGCAGAAGUGA
This is a messenger RNA of Gilbertella persicaria, 447 nucleotides long. RefSeq lists its product as uncharacterized. Bases 1 to 447 code for a protein of 148 amino acids. NCBI's taxonomy places the organism in Eukaryota, Fungi, Mucoromycota, Mucoromycetes, Mucorales, Choanephoraceae. The record is from RefSeq and is a predicted model, not a curated record. The transcript is spliced from 3 exons.